AUGAGCCGAACGACAACCAGCAAAUCGACAUGGACCGGCGUCAGCAAGAGUUCUCAGCGGUUCUCGGGCGUGGAUGUGCAGGAACUCGGCAGAAGAGAUCGCGGACGCUUGAAGGACCUCUACCAACUGCUCAUCAAUAUCGGCUACAUUGAUCAGGAUGACAUCGACUGGUCGGGCACUUUGCUCGGAACUCAACACAAGCCCACAUACUAUGGUCCGAAACCGAAAGCCGGAAUCAAGAUCGAGAUCCUGCCCGAGAGCUACACGGUGGACUAUUCGGAUUACGAAGAUGUGAAGCUUUCGCGCCAUUCAUACAAGUUCCCGAAGGACAAAAGAAGGAAGCUGCCGGUGCUGCCGCCGCAUGAGGUUGCUCUGACGGGAGGAAAAGGAGUCAUCCAACGCUGGUACCAGUGCUACGGACCGCUCGAGGAGGUAGUCGUUGAGGAUGCGGUUGAUGCCCUAGAAGAUAUUAUGAGGGAUAUCAGAAAGCUGGACCUCAUUCCACUACGCGGCGUGGGCAUGUUGGAAUUCGGUCAUGAUAAGCAGCACCGCAAGGCCAAGAACCUCAUCCUUCGUUACGGCUGGCCGACGAAAUGCUACGACCGGUGGCUCGGUUACAUUUCGCACAACCCUUUCAGACGCGAAGACUUCCUGGAAGACCUCUCAGAGAUCCUCGAAGAGUGGAAGGAGGAAGAAGAGUGCGGAGAAGGCGAGGACUACUACGAGAAGGUAUUCCUGGAAGACAGAGCAGAGAUCGAGGAGCGGGAGGAGGAGCGUGCUGAAGAGGAAGCCCGUUGGAUCAGAAGACUGGAAAGAGAGCCAUGGCGAACCUGUCCGUCUGCAGAGCUUAGGAAGCGCCGUCCACUGGCGCCGAUCUCUCUGAAGACGGAAAAGACAGCCAUGGUCAGCGUGACUAUCUGA
Messenger RNA from Cyphellophora attinorum, 921 nucleotides. RefSeq lists its product as uncharacterized. NCBI's taxonomy places the organism in Eukaryota, Fungi, Ascomycota, Eurotiomycetes, Chaetothyriales, Cyphellophoraceae. The coding region runs from base 1 to 921 and encodes 306 amino acids. The record is from RefSeq and is a predicted model, not a curated record. The transcript has 4 exons.